Molecule: messenger RNA, 1515 nt
Organism: Paramecium tetraurelia
Lineage: Eukaryota; Ciliophora; Oligohymenophorea; Peniculida; Parameciidae
Exons: 2
Molecular function (GO): hydrolase activity
Source: RefSeq, a predicted model, not a curated record
AUGAUAUUAAUUCUUCUCAUCCUUCUUUUGGGAGGGACCCAAUCACAAGGAUGUUAGCCUUAUGGAAUUAGAUUAUUUUUAGGGCAUUACUUUAGUUAUUUGAGAAAUUCUUAGGAUGUCAUUCGAAUAGUUUUCAAUACUGAAAAAGAAUGCAAAGGUUAGUUUGUUCUUGAGUUGAUGGAUAACAAAAAAGGAAAUCAGGUAAUGGCAUCCUAAAUCACAUAUUAUGAUACUCAAUUAUUAAACAUGACAUAAAUAUAUGAAAAGAGUGAGACUAUUCAAUAUAAAUAUGAAACAUUUAUUCACACAUUUAAGAUAGGCUUAAAUAACGUAGACAUCAAUGUAUCGACCUCUUAUAAUUACACAAUUGUUUCUAAAUAAAAUUCAAUAUUAUCUGGUCCAUAUAAAUUUGAUAUCCCUUUGGCAUAAAACGAAUAAAAGUUCUUAGUGUUUGGAGAUAUGGAUUCAAAUUGGGUAUAAAACUAUUCUAAAGACACAUUUAAUUGGUUAGAAAAUUAGGUAAAUUCUGACAAGCGAUACGAUUCAAUCAUAUUUACAGGAGAUAUGGCAUAUGAUUUAGAAACGAAUAAUUGCUAAUAGGGAGACAAUUGGCUAAGAAAUCUUUCGGUAUUUACCAAUAGAUAUCCCUUUAUGGCAGCUCCUGGAAAUCACGAUACAGGAGAGAAUAAGUUUUAUGAUUUCUUCAGAGCUAAUUUCGGCGCUUUAUUUUUAACAGAAUAUAACACCAAAAGUUAUCUUAAUGAUUUCUUUAGUUUUGAUGUAGGAAUGGUCCAUUUUAUAUAAUUUAAUCCAAUAAAAAUAGUUUAUCAAAAUGAUAUUGAUAACGUCACUCCUCUCAUAGUAGAACAAAUGAGAAAUGAUUUAAUUCAUGCAAAUUACAAUCGAGACAAAGUGCCUUGGAUCAUUGUGUACACUCAUUAUCCUAUAUAUUGUUCAAAUCCCUAAAGUGUUCAGUGCUUAAACAAUUUUAAAUAUUUAUCAGAGUUUGAAGAUUUGUUUGUAAAAUACAAGGUGGAUUUGUAUUUGAGUGGUCAUGUACAUACCUAUUAAAGAAACAAACCAUAUUAUAAGAAUAAUAUUGCAAAGUACAAAUAACAAGAUAAUAUCAUCUCGGAAUACUAAUAUCCUGUAUCGAUAAUUGAAGGAGUUGCAGGUACAGAUUUUGGGAAAUAAAAUGAAACGUUUCCAGAAGCAGCAUUUAUGGAGAUUCAAAAUCCAAAUCAUGGAAUAGGAAUAAUUACAGUUAAAAACUCUACACAUUUAUAUUAUGAGCAUAUAACAGUUUCAGAUAACAAAGUUAUAGAUGCUAUAUGGUUGGAUCGUUCUAUUGAUACUACUAAUACCUCAAAUCAUGAUGGUUUUGAGAUUGUUAUGUGGGUAAUCUUUUCUGUUUUGCUGGUCCUUACUGGUGUUUCUAUCUAUUAUAAGUCAAAUUAAGGAAAGAAAAGUAAGAAGAAACUAUUGGAUGAGACAAUAACUAUGGUAGUCAGUUGA